AUGAUCUUUGAGGGCAUACCUGGUGUUAAGACCUUGAUGGAUGACAUCAUUGCAUGGAGGUCCAUCAAGGAUGAAGAUGAUGCACAGCUGAGACAGGUACUUGACGUGACACAGUAUGUCAAUUUGAAGUUAAGUAAAGAGAUUUGUGUUAAGACACUGACUUUCAUAGGAGAUGUCAUAUUGGAAGAGGGAGUGACACCUGACCCAAGAAAGAUGUCAGCCAUUGAAAACAUGGAGAAGUCCCAAAACAAGGAAGAGGCAGCAAAUCUACUAUUUGACAUUAAUCAAAGUACUGAAGAUUUAAUUGUGACAAAACCAUUGGACAGAGAGACAACAGAUGGGUACAUUUUAAGAGUGCAUGCCAAUAAUUCAGCAUGGGAUGUGAACACAGAUGUUACUAUAUUUGUUACUGAUAUCAACGACAAUGCACCACAAUUUAUUGAGCCAUUUUAUAACAAAACAAUUCCAGAGCCUACAGUAAAAGAAAUGUUUGUUCUAAAUGUGUCUGUCACUGACCGUGAUCUGGACUAUAACGGAAGCAUUUUGUAUUUUCUUGAGCAACAAAAUGAAUUCCUCCAAAUUAAUGCCACCACUGGUGAAAUCUUCACGAAGGAGUUUAUUUCAUUACAAAACACAUUAAAAACAGCACUAACCACAACAAAAUUAAGUUUACUGUACGCCAGCUUAACAUCCUCAAUAACAGCUGGAAAUAAUGGUAGGUAUUUUACUAUUGGAAACUGUACUGGCUUGCUAACUUUAGCUAGAACUUUAGACUUUGAGAUGGAUUCUGUUUACAGUCUGCAAAUUAAUGGCCAAGACGGUGGAUGGAUUUCAAAGACUGCUUCUGCUAAAGUUGUUAUUCAUGUUCAGGAUGCCAAUGACACUCCAGCAGAAUUUUGUGAGAAUGCAUGUUUAUCAACAAUAGCAGAAAACUCACCGUGGGGCACUACAGUCCUUAAGCUAAAUGCAACAGACAAUGACACUGGAAUUCAUGCUGAGAUAAAUUACACUAUUGAAGAUGGCAACACUGAACUAUUCUUUAUACGUCCACAGACUGGAAUAAUAACCUUAUCAAACAGGUCAUCAAUGACAGGCAACUUGAAGAAUUUCUAGUGGGACCGGAGAAAAUCACAUGGAAGGUAUUCAAGGAAGUUAUUGAAAUUUUUCUCGGCAUCCACAGAGCACCAAACUAUAUGCAGCUGGUUGAAAGCAUGCUCCAAGCAUAUAAAACCAUGAAAUGCAACAUGUCACUAAUGAUUCAUUUUCUGCAUUCCCAUUUGGACUUCUUCCCUGCAAAUCUUGGUUCUGUUAGUGACGAGCUUGGUGAAAGGUUUCACCAGGACAUUGUGGUCAUGGAGAAAAGAUACCAGGGCAACUGGAAUUCAUCAAUGUUGGUGAAUUAUUGUGGACAUUUAAGCGAGAAGCCUCAGACACUGGAUACAAAUGAAAAUCAUUAACAAAAUUGUGCUGUCUUUACGACAGUUAUUUAGUUUAUAAUAUUUCUGCUUAGUAAUUCAUUCGAUAGUAUUUUCUAGUUAGAAUUAGAAGUGUUUAAAGUAUAUUCAUUGCAUGUAAAAUAUAUCGGCAUGCGAUGAUGUCACAUCCGGUUUCGCCGCGUCUUGUGGGAAAGUACCGGUUUGAAAUUAGCGCGAGGGUGGGGGCUCACCACGAGGCACACCUGAGCAGAAGUUGUUUUGCAGGCAUGAGAAAUCACAGUGAGAGCAACGCUGUAAGUUAAUAGAUAAUCGAUAUAUUGAACUAAGAUGUUAAUGCCGAUCCUGUUAGAAGUAACAACGGUCGAUAAUGUUUAUGCUUUCGUUAGUUAGAGUUGCGGAUAGUUUGCAUGGAAGUGUAUUUAAAGUAGUCAAUGGAGCAGGUAAACUCUGCCUGUAUACUGCACCUUAGUGUAAUGUAGUUAUAGUCACCUUUGCAAGUAUUUACAAUUGAAAUGUGAUAUUAAGGAAGGAACAAAUACUGUAUCAAUCUUGUAUUGUUUUAUCAACAGUUUUCACCAUAUGUUAAUGUGAAGAGUGAACAGUAAAUGGUUAAUCUUACUGCGAUCUGGUUCUUAUUGACUGUGGUUUAUCUCGACGUUUAAUUCGGCGUUUCAUUACACGCGAAGGAGAACGUGACAGUGAAAAAGCGGCGUUAUCAGGUGUUCCAAGUGCUGCAAUGUCAGCUCGAUCCAGCAUCAAGUCGACGCCACCCAGCGACAAGGGCAGUAAACCGACAUCAAGUAAGUCCACCCAGGCAAGAGCCAAGGCAGAAGCCGCCAAGGUGCGACUGCGUUACGCCAGACAAGAAGCAGUUUUGAAAAAUCGAAUGGCGGCCACUCUCUAGCACAUUGGUCUUGAG
Messenger RNA from Hypanus sabinus (Atlantic stingray), 2355 nucleotides. Its product is annotated as protocadherin Fat 4-like. Gene Ontology annotation, molecular function: calcium ion binding; cadherin binding. Gene Ontology annotation, cellular component: catenin complex; plasma membrane. Gene Ontology annotation, biological process: homophilic cell-cell adhesion. The record is from RefSeq and is a predicted model, not a curated record. Lineage: Eukaryota; Metazoa; Chordata; Chondrichthyes; Myliobatiformes; Dasyatidae. The transcript is spliced from 4 exons. Bases 1 to 1113 code for a protein of 370 amino acids.